Trifolium pratense (red clover) is the source of this 786-nucleotide messenger RNA. RefSeq lists its product as uncharacterized. The transcript has 2 exons. The record is from RefSeq and is a predicted model, not a curated record. NCBI's taxonomy places the organism in Eukaryota, Viridiplantae, Streptophyta, Magnoliopsida, Fabales, Fabaceae. Bases 317 to 583 code for a protein of 88 amino acids.
AAAUCUUCAAAUCUCAUCAUCAAAACCAAUUAAUCUAAUAUGUCAUAACCACGGUUGUUGAGAAUUUUGGCUUUUUUUUCCAAACAAGGAACAAGAACAACUCAACGCGCGUUUACUCAUUCUGGUUUCUGUUUUUUUUCUUUCUUAUACACCUUUCUUCUCUUUGUAAAAAAAAAUCAAAAAUCAAAAACCAAUCCAACCCAACAUUCUCGUACACUUUUUAAUUCGUGGGUUGUCAUUAUUUUUUCUUGUUUCAUCUUCAAUCGCAUAAAAACCAUACCUUUGACUUCAGUUUUUGUUGUUGUUUUUGAGAAAGAUGUGUCCUUUAAGGUUUAUCUUGGUGUUUUUCUCUGCUCUUCUGGCUGGUUACUUUGCAUGGAGAACGGUUAGUUCUUCACCAAAGAUUGAUUUGGAUUCUGAUGAUUCAAUUAAGGAAGAAAAAUCAUCUUUCAAGAAGGCAGAUUUUGAUUUCAAAAAGAUGAUUCAAAAUGGAUUUUGGGUUUUUGUUGACAUGGCUAGUGGAAGAUAUCUAUGGAGAAAUUUGAGGCAAACAAACAAAGAUGUAGAAUUGAAGAGCUCUUAAAAAUAAUUAGGAACUCUGUGAUUGUGUUAUACAAUUAUGCAAUGUAAUUUCUUGUAUUACCACUUUUAUAUUCUUCCUUGAUUGUGGGUUCAAGAAUAAUGUUUGGUAGAUAAAUGAGUGAAAGAACUUGUUGUAUAAUUCUAAUCAUUCUGCAUUUAUGACCUAGUGACAAUUUUUAAAAUAAAUUGUAGUACCCUUUUUUU